GUGUCGUUUUCACAUGCAGCUGACCAGGCAGAGUUACACGACAACGACGUCCGGUGGCUUUUCCAGACAUACAACGGAGUGAUCGACCCAGACAGGAACGUCAAGGAUGAGAGCUUCGUGAGCUGGAUGCGGCCAUCGGCCCUUCCUCGUGCUCCCCGGCAUUUGAACGGUCGAAGUGGAGCAACGAAGGGUGAGUGUUGGAUCCUGAGCCCA
This is a messenger RNA of Symbiodinium natans, 213 nucleotides long. The record is from the annotation of a GenBank genome assembly. Lineage: Eukaryota; Dinophyceae; Suessiales; Symbiodiniaceae.